This is a messenger RNA of Pseudocercospora fijiensis CIRAD86, 900 nucleotides long. RefSeq names its product glycoside hydrolase family 43 protein. Gene Ontology annotation, biological process: carbohydrate metabolic process. The record is from RefSeq and is a predicted model, not a curated record. The annotation marks the transcript as partial. The transcript has a single exon. NCBI's taxonomy places the organism in Eukaryota, Fungi, Ascomycota, Dothideomycetes, Mycosphaerellales, Mycosphaerellaceae. Gene Ontology annotation, molecular function: hydrolase activity, hydrolyzing O-glycosyl compounds.
CUGGCCAUCGAGGGUAACUUCCCGGACCCAGCUCUGUUCUACGCGAACGACACAUGGCAUGCCGUCGCCACCAACAAUGCCGCCGGAGUGUUGUCCUUGGAAGGCGCAGACGCCGCGGCGAACUCGAUUGCCUUUGGCCAAGCGAAUGUGCAGAUGGCCACAUCGACCGACUUCAUCAAGUGGACUCUGGUCAAUCUCACACAGCAGCCUCUGCCGACAACUGGCGCAUGGGCACAGCGCAGAACGAAGCACCCUGCCAACGAAGCCAAGCCGCUUUCCAGCACCUGGGCACCGGCACUGAUCAAGCGAGACGAUGGCAAGUACGUCAUGUACUAUUCUGCCACCUGGACCGGCGAGUAUCCAUAUGCGAAGAACGAUGGCCGUCCGACACAUCCACAACCGCACUGUGUGGGAGCAGCAGUCUCUGACGGCUUCGACCCUAACGGUCCCUACGAGCCGCUCGAUGAGCCCCUCGCAUGCCCCAUCAAAGAGGGCGGCGCCAUCGAUCCAGAAGCGAUCCGUGACGUGGACGGGUCCAUCUGGGUCACAUGGAAAGUCGACGGCAACAACAUCGGUCGUGGCGGAGUAUGCGGCAACACUUUCGAUCCUCAAACCCCCACCCCGAUCAUGAUUCAGAAGAUGCAGGCCGAUGGAGUGACCGCGGUCGACGGCACUCUCACCCAGAUUCUCGACCGCACGGAUGCAGAUGGCCCACUCGUCGAAGCACCAGCACUCGUCCGCACGCGCCAGGGCAAGUACUUCCUAUUCUUCUCGUCCGGAUGCACGCGAUCGUCAUCAUAUUCCGUCAAAUACGCCGUCGCCGACAAAGUCACGGGUCCAUACGUCCGUGCCAAUGAGACGUUGCUCAGCACGGGCAUGUAUGGUCUCGAGGCACCAGGC